CUUGAGAGAUAUAUGAAUUGGCGAAACUCGGAAGUCUUAAGUAAAAUUGCUUACCUUCUCUAUAAGACUACGCGGCUUAGAAGCUCUUUCUAAUAAGAGGGCCGAGCCAGAAAUACACAAACCGCCAUCCAUCUCUUAUUUCUGCGGCUAAGUUAGUGGCGUCAUCUUGCCUAAUGUUGCCAAAUCCAGUUGUUAAUUUUUCUUCCCUUUCUUCUUUUGUACCUUUCUUCUUCCUCCUUAAUAUUUCCCCUCUAUCUUCCUUAAUUCCUCAACUUCCACCCUCUCUCUUAGCUUCUUGUUCCAUUUUUUAUUUAUUAAGUGAGUUGGUACCAAUUGAUAAAUAAAUUUCUUGAGAGAGACAUCAUGGGACUUGUCAAUUCAUAGUACUACAACUUUAUUCUAUAUUUAGCAUCCUUAUAACGAAAAAGGUGGUCUGUGGUGAAGGGAGAAUACUAGUUAAGUGAUGGGGAGAGUUAAGCUUCAAAUCAAGAAAAUAGAGAAUACAACAAAUAGGCAAGUCACUUUCUCCAAGAGAAGGAAUGGUCUUAUAAAGAAAGCAUAUGAACUUUCUGUCCUUUGUGAUGUUGAUGUUGCCCUCAUCAUGUUCUCUCCUUCUGGUCGAGUUAGUACUUUCUCUGGAAAUAAAAGCAUUGAAGAUAUUAUGGCACGUUAUGUGAAUCUCCCGGAGCAUGAUCGAGGACGGCUACAUAACCAAGAGCAUCUCCAAAGGGCUAUUGCUAAGCUAAAAUGUGAAACAGAACGAACUUAUCAAGCUCCCAGCAGCCCAGCAAGCGUUGAUUCUCAAAUAGAGGAAUUUCAACAAGAAAUUAUUAGAUACAAGACUCAACAGGAAGACCUGGAAAGGCGACUUAGAAUGUAUGAAGGCGAUUUUUGUGAAAUUACCACAGUAUGUGAGGCACAAUAUAGAGAAGAAAUACUCCAAGAGACACUGAAGCAAGUCCAAGCUCGAAAAUUCUACUUUUCACAGCAAGUAUUGGAGGAAAAUUAUAACUCUCCCCAAGCACAAACCACUACACAGUCACAGAUGGAUUUUCCAGCACAGAAUGUGAACAUGGUGAAUAAUGUGGCAACAAGUGAUUCAAUUGCAAAUACUGCUAGUACAUUCAUGGAUUGGGUUUCACACUCACAGAGAGAUCCUCAUGUCCAAAUUCUCAAUUUUCUUGGUUCCAAUGGGCUUCUUCCCUUCAGAGAUGAAGCUGAUCAACACAUGGACAACAUGUUACCACCAUCUUUAAAUCAACUUCACACUCCCAAUGUUCCUGCAGUGACAAAUCAUCUGAGUCCAAAUAGUCAAUUUGAUCAAAAUGAUCCCCCACGUCCAACAUCGUUUGAUGGCAUCAUUGAUGUCAAUAAUGCCCCGUGGCCACCGUUAUAUCCAACAGGUGAAGAUCCAUUUCCAGUGUCACAACCCAGAGAACGAGCACUCCUUGAACUCUUCUUGUCUCAACUCACUCCGGUUAACCAAGAUCACCUAUGAGGAUCAUAUUAUUGUUGUGCUAUACUUAGAUUUUGUUCUUUUCAUUUUGUUCUCUCUGUUUUGGAUAUCCCUUAUAUUUCAAAAUACUAGAUUAGAGAGUUU
Messenger RNA from Lycium ferocissimum, 1600 nucleotides. RefSeq names its product agamous-like MADS-box protein AGL104. The record is from RefSeq and is a predicted model, not a curated record. The transcript has 11 exons. Gene Ontology annotation, molecular function: protein dimerization activity; RNA polymerase II cis-regulatory region sequence-specific DNA binding; DNA-binding transcription factor activity, RNA polymerase II-specific. The coding region runs from base 464 to 1498 and encodes 344 amino acids. Gene Ontology annotation, biological process: positive regulation of transcription by RNA polymerase II. Lineage: Eukaryota; Viridiplantae; Streptophyta; Magnoliopsida; Solanales; Solanaceae.